Messenger RNA from Trematosphaeria pertusa, 595 nucleotides. RefSeq lists its product as uncharacterized. The annotation marks the transcript as partial. The transcript has 6 exons. NCBI's taxonomy places the organism in Eukaryota, Fungi, Ascomycota, Dothideomycetes, Pleosporales, Trematosphaeriaceae. The record is from RefSeq and is a predicted model, not a curated record.
AUGAGCACUAUAUCUGACGGUCUUGACGAUCUACACAUUGUGUGCGAGCCGCGCGAUGUUGUAGCGAAUAUUAUCGCCAUACAUGGAUACAAUGGGGAUUGGAAGUCAACGUGGACUAGCUCAUCCGCACCGGUUUUCUUCUGGCUGAAAGAUGGCCUCGUCGUCGACCUCCCACAUCACCGAGUUUUGAGCUUCGCGUACGACCCCACUGUUUCGAAAAUUGAGGCCGCCUCGUCGAGACUACUGUGGGCCCUCGACGUCAAAUUUCAAUCUCGAGAGUCUCGCUCCCUACCGAUCAUUUUCAUCGCAGAAGGGUUGGGCGGGAUAGUCGCCAAGUUAGCAAUUCUUAAAAGUCCUGUCAGUGAGAGGUACCAGUUCGUUGGAUCCAAUACUCGCGCAACAUGCUUCUUCGGAACUCCUCAUCACGGCUUAUCGAAGGCCAAAACUCUUCAGUUAUCGGUGACGUCGAAAGACUCUGUUUUAGUAGACAGCAUCAAUGAGCAAUUCAGCCAUUUUGUUCCACAUCAACGGUUGAUAAGCUUCUACGAGACGCGCCCAACGCAGCCCUCGAAUUCCGUAGUUUUAGAUAAAGCAU